Molecule: messenger RNA, 989 nt
Organism: Asparagus officinalis (garden asparagus)
Lineage: Eukaryota; Viridiplantae; Streptophyta; Magnoliopsida; Asparagales; Asparagaceae
Product: probable carboxylesterase 15
Exons: 4
Coding region: 135-848 (237 amino acids)
Molecular function (GO): hydrolase activity
Source: RefSeq, a predicted model, not a curated record
ACGAGCACCGCCUCCCCGCCGCCUACGACGACGUCAUCGACACCGUCCCCUUCCUCCGCGAUUUUGCGUGAUUUUGGGUGGUUUUUCCAGAAAAUUAAUGGCGAGUACUGCAUGCUUUGUCAUUGUCAGUAAGAAUGAUAUUCCUAUUUAUGAAGCUGAACUGGGGUCUGCAUUUAAAUUUCAGCAGUCUUUUGUUUUCUUUGACCUACCAUGCCAUACACACUAGAUUGAUGCUGCUUCAUGAUCUGCGUAAUGAGGAUGGAAUAAAAAGCUUCUUCCAAGAGGUAACCGCGGUCAACUGGCUCCGACCCGAAGCCGACCCCUUCCUCGCCGACGCCGACUUUAAUAACAUCUUCAUCUCUGGCGAGUCUGCUGGCGGCGGCAUAGCCCACCACCUCGCCCUAAAGAUGGGCCCCACCAGAAUCAACGGCUACAUCCUGCUGCAGCCGUUCUUCGGCGGUGCUGAGCGCACAGAGUCCGAGGCCUGUUCUCACGCCGACGCGUCGGCGUCCCUGACCCUUGAGGGGUCCGAUCAGUGCUGGCGGAUGGCGUUGCCGGUCGGGUCCACGAGGGACGACCCGUUGGCGAACCCAUUCGGUCCCGGGGGCCCACGGUGGGAGGAGGUGGAGGUGGGGCCCAUGGUGGUGGUGGUGGCUGAAAGAGAUCUGUUGAGGGAUCGAGGCGUGGAGUACGGGAAGAGGCUGAGGGAGCUUGGGAAGAAAGUGGAGGUUGUGGAGAUUGAAGGGGCGGAGCACGGGUUUCUCUCGCUGGAUUCUCUGUCGCCGGCGGUGGAUGAGCUCGUCGCCAUUAUCAAGAGGUUCGUGGGGGAGAACCUGCGUGGACUUUGAUCUUCGUAGCUUGUGCUUCCGUUUUCUGUCACGUUUGAUACUUCCGUUCUCCAACUUUAAUCUAAGACUUAUUAUAUUUGCUUGUAAUAAUUCGUUUGUCGUGAUUGAAAUUUCAAGCUACGCAAUAAGUGUUUUGCUUCA